This is a messenger RNA of Elaeis guineensis (African oil palm), 1941 nucleotides long. RefSeq names its product ammonium transporter 1 member 2-like. Gene Ontology annotation, cellular component: plasma membrane. Gene Ontology annotation, biological process: ammonium transmembrane transport; ammonium homeostasis. NCBI's taxonomy places the organism in Eukaryota, Viridiplantae, Streptophyta, Magnoliopsida, Arecales, Arecaceae. The record is from RefSeq and is a predicted model, not a curated record. Gene Ontology annotation, molecular function: ammonium channel activity.
UCUCUCUGCCUCCAUAUUCGCUCUUCCCGCUUUCGAUCCCUCCGACUCCUUCCGAUCCAUCUUCCGAUUCCAGCGAGAUGUCGGCUCCAUCAUGCUCAGCUUCAGACCUGGCUCCGCUCCUCGGCGGCACCGGCAACUCGUCCGCCGCGGCCCAGUACAUCUGCUCCCAGUUCGAUACGGUGGCGCUCCAGUUAACCGACGCCGCCUCCGCCAUCGAUACCACCUACCUCCUCUUCUCCGCCUAUCUCGUCUUCGCCAUGCAGCUCGGCUUCGCCAUGCUCUGCACCGGAUCUGUCCGGGCCAAGAACACCAUGAACAUCAUGCUCACCAACGUCCUUGACGCCGCCGCCGGCGCCCUCUUCUACUACCUCUUCGGAUUCGCAUUCGCCUUCGGGACCCCCUCCAACGGCUUCAUCGGCCGCCACUUCUUCGGUCUCAAGCGCGUUCCCGAGCCAGGAUUCGACUACUCCUACUUCCUCUAUCAGUGGGCCUUCGCCAUCGCCGCCGCCGGCAUCACCUCCGGCUCCAUCGCCGAACGCACCCAGUUUGUCGCCUACCUCAUCUACUCCUCCUUCCUCACCGGCUUCGUCUACCCCAUCGUCUCCCACUGGUUCUGGUCCGCUGACGGCUGGGCCUCCCCCUCCCGCCCCGUUGGCAAGUCCCUCCUCUUCCGCUCCGGCGUCAUCGACUUCGCCGGAUCCGGCGUCGUCCACCUCGUCGGUGGCGUCGCCGGCCUCUGGGGCGCCCUCAUCGAGGGCCCCCGAAUGGGGCGCUUCGACGAUGCCGGCCGGUCCGUGGCCCUCCGUGGCCACUCCGCCUCCCUCGUCGUCCUGGGAACUUUCCUCCUGUGGUUCGGCUGGUACGGCUUCAACCCGGGCUCCUUCAUCACCAUCUACAAGUCCUACGGCCCGAUCGGCUCCAUCCACGGCCAGUGGUCCGCCGUCGGCCGCACCGCCGUCACCACCACCCUCGCGGGUUGCACGGCAGCGCUCACCACCCUCUUCGGGAAGCGCCUCCAGACGGGGCAUUGGAACGUGAUCGACGUCUGCAACGGCCUCCUCGGCGGCUUCGCGGCGAUCACCGCCGGGUGCUCGGUCGUGGACCCCUGGGCGGCGGUGAUCUGCGGCUUCGUGGCGGCCUGGGUGCUGAUCGGCCUGAACAAGCUCGCGGCGAAGGUGAAGCUCGACGAUCCCCUGGAGGCGGCACAGCUCCACGGUGGGUGCGGGGCGUGGGGGAUCAUCUUCACCGCCCUGUUCGCACGUGAGAAGUACGUGAACGAGGUGUACCCGGGGCGGCCAGGGAGGCCGUACGGGCUCUUGAUGGGGGGAGGGGGGAGGCUGCUGGGGGCGCACAUCGUCGAGAUCCUGGUGAUCGCGGGGUGGGUGAGCUGCACGAUGGGCCCGCUCUUCUUCGCGCUGCACCGGAUUGGGUUGCUCAGGAUCUCGUCGGAGGACGAGAUGGCCGGGAUGGAUCUCACCCGCCACGGGGGCUUCGCCUACGUCUACGACGCCGAAGACUCCGCCAGCGGGAAGGAUGGCGCCAACGGCGCCACCGGAUUCAUGCUCAUGUCCGCCAACGUUAGGGUCGAGCCCAACUCGGGCGCCACCACCGAUCAGGUUUAGCUUCUUGCUUGUUAUAUUAGGUUGGAGUAGAGCCACACUCUCCUCUGUAAGCCCAGAAAUGUAAGUAUAUAUUGGGUUUUUUAGGUUACGAUGCUUUUCAUUUUUACUUUAAUAUUUUCUGUUUGUGGUGGGAUAUGGUUGUAUUACCAUGUGGACUGAGAAAUGUGAGGAAGACAUGUAGGAGUGUGACAAGUGGAUGGCUGUGAUCAUCUGGGGGAUUUUAUUUCUCAUGUGGUGAUAAAUGAUGGAUGUUCUCUUGUUGUUUUGCACUUGCAGUUGGUUUGUCGUGGUUUCACUGGGCUUGUGAACUUUAAUGUCG